GUUUCUAUGAAGCGAGCGAAUAUGCACGUAGCACAUAUUGAACAGGGAAAGAUAUCUUAACUGACGUUUCGGCUGUGGCAUGCACGGCCUUUGUAAGAGUAAACAGUUGUCGCGGUAUGAGAGCUCGUAUUAUCAGAAGCAUUUGAUAAUGUGUUACAAUAGACAUACCACAUAUGAAAAGGCGUAUCAUGUACAUAUCAUGUCCCGCUGUUAGCACAAUAGUCUUUUGCAGUCUUUUGUAACACAUUAUCAACUGCUUUAGAUAAUACCAAGUUUCACACGCGAACCCAUGCAAGCAUGAUAUUUUUCCCUUUUCGAUGUGUGCUACGUACACAUAUAUACAGGGUGUUCAAAAUUAAGCUUUACGGAGGGUGUUCAAAAUUAAGCUUUACGGAAUGUUUAAGAAUCGCCUGUGGCAGGUAGCUCAAUUUAAUCGUUUAUCUGGAUCAUUCGAAGAGGCGGACAUUAGUGGCACGAGAAGUCGAAACACAUUUAACUAAUUAACAAAAAUUGACUAAUGAACAUCCUAGUUAAUUACUUUACGACACAUAUUUCAAUUUACGAAUUGUAGCCGCCGAGUUUGCAAGACGCAUCCACUUUAAAUGAAUUUGCAGGAUGACACCAGUUUCGAGAUAUUAUUUCCCAAAGUGUGGGACGAAAUACAUAGGCGUCCCAGUUACUUUCGUGCUUCAAUUUAUAAAACAGCAUUUUGGUAAAAAAAAAAAGUGGAACAACAGUGCAUUUUUACGGCGGGUUUCAUGGCGCAUAUCUCCAAACUAAUUUCAUUCUGGAAAUUCAUUGCAAAUGGAUAUGCCUCACAAGCUCACCGGCUGCAAUUCGUAAAUUGCAGUAUGUGUCGUAAAGUAAUUAACUAAGAAGUUAAUUAAUAAUUUUUGUAAAUUAGUUGAAUAUGUCUUCCGAUUUCUCGUGCAACUCAUGUCCCCCUCAUCAAAUGACCCAGCUCAACGAUAAGAAAUACGCUACCUGCCACAGGCAAUCUUUGAAAAUUCCGUAAAGCUUAAUUUUGAAUACCCGGUAUAUAAAAUUUUGCUCGUUCUCAUUUCCCUAGAAUCAAUCUUGUGUGUACAUAACUUAUACAUAAUAUCCAAUGUUCUUUCAGCUUGUUCACAAAGGGGCCUACCAAGAUGUUGAAGCGAAGCGCCAGGAGACUUUGGAUGCCUCCGUAGCGAGGUUCCACGAAAUAAAAGGAACGACCACAAAAUUACCAGCUUCUAACAGCCUGCAGAAAUCUUUCACCAGAUACGUGACAGAAAUGGUGGCAUUGGAUGGUCUUCCUCUCUCUGUAACAAAUGGUGUUGGAUUCAAGCGUCUUGUUGAGUUUUUAAAGCCCGAGCUCACCCCGCCAUCUCCGAGAACAGUUUCGCGGAAACUCGAAGCCCUGGCAACAAAAGUCGCGCUGCCACAUCUUAAUACAGAACUCUCUAAUGCCCCAAGUAACAGUCUACAUUUCAUUGUCGACAUCUGGUCUAGUCGAGUGCGUCAGUCUGUCAUGGGCAUCAGGGUGCAGUAUGUGAAAAACUGGAAACUCCAAUUGUACACUGUAUCUUUUCGGCACAUUGAAGGCCGCCAUACUGGGCAAAACAUUAGAGAAACUUUUGUUGCUGAAUUGCGGUCACGCGGCGUGAGGGAGCCGCAGGUUGGCACCGUAGUGUGUGAUAAUGCUGCAAACAUGACGAAAGCGUUCAACAUGACCGAACAUUUCGGUGAAGAAUGGCUGGAUAGGGUUCCGGACGAAGAAGGCUCCGAGUCUGAGCACAGUUUUCAAGAGCCGCCUGAACCAGUCGGUGAAGAGAUCACUUCCAUCGCAUCCUUCCACAGAGUGAGAUGUGCCGCACACACACUGCAACUUGCCGUCAACGCAGCGCUGCGCAAAGACGAAGGGGCAAAGGAGAUUCUGGCGCUCAUUAAUGCCACAGUGAAUGUUUUUAGGCGCUCUUGCUACUGGACUGAACGUCUGAAGGUGCUUUGCGGAAAAGAUUUGAUCCCCCCUGCCGGAACAAGGUGGAAUUCUCUGGUCGCGGCACUCAAGCGCUUGACGGAGAUUGAUGUCUUCAACUCCGUCAUGGAAGUUUUGAAAGAAUAUAAUGAAAGCAACCCGACAAGACGCAUAAGCGUUUCUCAGAUGGAAAUGAAUUCUGGUCGUUUUUGUGAAAUUCUGGCGCUGCUCAGGCCUCUUGCAGACGCCACCGACCGGUUGCAAUCGGACGGAGUGACGUCAUGUGACUUACAUAUCAGCAUUAGCUCAUGCUACGCGCAAAUCAACAAUUGCCGGACUUCUGAAUUUCCUGACCUAAAAAACACGGUCCUGGAGGAACUGAACAACCGCUUCGAAGAAGUGCUCUACGACGACUUUUUUGUGGCUUCAAGUGUGCUCCAUCCACGACAAAAACUCCGAGUAUUUAAUGCAUCGGUUGCCCCAGGGCUUGCAAAGCCCACAGCAAACGAAGCAACAGCCGCUGUUGAAAGGCUACUUGAAGCCCACGUGCAGGGCCCAGCAGCCACUGCUGACAAAGCGUCCUCGCAACAGGCUCAAUGUGACGUGGGGCAGGAAGGGAUAGGCGACGCACGCGACCCCUACGCACUAUUGGAUGUCGUUUGUCCAACAGCACAUCACGAGCAAUCGGAACUCGACAGGUACCUGAGCAGCACGUCGACAGCGGACGACGUGUUAGCUUAUUGGCAUAAGCAUGGGGAAACAUUCCCACGUCUCGCAAAGCUCGCAGUUGUGUGCUUGGGCGUGCCCGCGUCAUCUGGAGCUGUUGAAAGGCUGUUCUCAACGGCAGGGGCACUCCAACGAGCAAGGAGAGCUUCGCUCGCUCCACGCACCGUGGAACAGCUGGUGCUCGUUUCCGAACAUAUCCGGAAGGGGAGCUCUGGCAAAUGAUGGUCCGGGUGGGGGGGGGGGGGGGGCGGAAGCGGGGUACGUUUAUUUUCUCCGUUCUACACGCUGCGAGAGACAAAAGCAACAAGGCUUUAAUAAAACAUGGCUGGCAUUUUUCAUUGUGGCUUCACUCAAGGUGUCGAAUUCUUGGGACCCUCAACACCGGAUGACACUUGCUGUGGGGCCUCAUAUCUUGGGACAUGGCACUAGGUCUGUCUCAGAUAAAAUGACUAUAUAAAUAAAAAUACAAAUGAAAAAAUAUCAAUGCACUUUCUGUGACCUUUUAAAUGAAACCAUUAACCAAAGUCUCGCAGUUUUUACAAUACCCUUAUAGUGAUGUUUAACAGUGACACUCUGAAAGUCACUGAAUACCUUGUGUUAAACCUGCAUUACACUAAUAGAAAUGAUUUGCAAGAAUUAUUGCAUCACGAAUAUGGAACUUAAAAGCAGCAAACAUUGUAUCCAAAGUAAAGAAACAGUAUAUCAAGGCAAAAAUAAAAGCUUUGGGUCAUGUUGACAGGGAGUUGCAACUGACACGACGUAAAAUCAGAUAGUACAACAUAAGCUGAGCGACGACCUUGUAAUGUCGGGAAGCAGGUAAGUUUCCUUAACCAAUAUGCAAUGAACACAGCAGUUAGUGUGAAUCGUAUUGCACGAAGUUCCCACAGUGUACUCACGUAAUACAUCUAACGUAAUACAGCUUAAUUUUGCUUACAUUGUGAAGAUAGCAUUGAUGUCCAGCAAGUGCGCGCGGGCGCACUUGCUGUCAUUGCGACAACGAAACGAACGCCACACUGAAAACUAGCCAAGCCCAAUCCCCCUUUGGCUUGAAUGUCAGAGCAAUGUAGAAACCUUAUUAUGAGCAAAGAGAUCGGGAAAUGUGUGCGUUUGUUGUCCUACAGUGUUAGUAUGGCCAGGGAGCGUAAAACAAAGAAUGAAAAAUAAAAGUAAAAAUGCAAAAAAGACGAACAUGUGUAACAGCUUAAUUAAAAAGUAAGACAAAAAGGCAAUGAGUAAUAUAAAUAAAAAGAAACUGAAUUGAGCAUAUAGCGACUCCAUCAGUGAAGAACCACCGGUUUUCUGCUGUUACAUAUUGAAUGUCAAAAUAGUGAACAAAUCGUACACCACUUAUUGUACAAAAUUGUACGAACAAUUUAUAAGAACAAGCUUAAAUACGAAGCCGUAUGUACCACAGUAGAGUAGGAAUUGUUGAUAGUCAAGCGGGAGCGUUUGAUUGCGUGUUCUAUAACGUGAGUGAACACAACAAGCUCAAUUCGACACAUACUAACAGCUUACGUGUGUGUAGCUGCCUCCGUGCGUGUAGUUCUCAUUACAGUGCCUAUUGUCUUGCCUUUAAAAAUAAGUCGCAGUUUCGACUGAAAGCUAGGCGAAGCAUCGUUUGCGAUAGCAAAUUAGUGGACAACUAGCGAAGUAAGGAUAGUAGUUUUAUCGGCUGUAUAAAGUUGUAAGCAUUCGCUUACUGACUAAAUGAACAAGCACGGUGUCACGCGCGCCCAGGUAAGCAUGAACACAUCUCGCUCGAUGACCGCGGAAGCUUGCUGUUAAAACGCUGGAGUUAGAAAGCGCGGGAGCAGCAGCUGGCAAAGUGACAUUCGCGCUGUCUCUCGCGUCAACGCGAGCUAAACGUCGAAAGCACAGCGCAUACGAAGCUACCGGCACUCUGCGCAUCCACUUUGUCCCAUCGAAGAUCGCUUUGAAGAUGAGGCGCGCGCGGGCGCGCACUUCGUCUACAUCGCAGCGCGCCGUGAGCAGCAGUUGCCCGAGCAGAACCCCCCCUCUCCGUCGCUUCCCGCCCGCGCCUCGCGCGCGAAAGGCCGCGCGCCUUCCAACGUUACAAGACUAGGUUCAGUUGUGUAACUCUCCGUAAACGCUGUACAUCACGGGCGCGCCCACCGUUACUAGAUUAGGUAAUUUAGUAACGUUGGGCGCGACUCCCUUGCCUUGGUUUUCCACCAGAGGGCGGGGGCGCCGCAGGUAGCUCCACGCGGGUGCAGCUCUGCGUUGGCGAAGGCACUCGAAUCCUCCGACUAUGCGACUUCCGAAAGCAACAAGUGUUUUCACCGAUGACUUUUUUUACAGCGAAGCUGUAUGUGGCUAGCCGAGUCGUCCGUCUGUCGCCUGUGUGCCGAAAACUAUCAUCAUCAGCAAUGACUCGAGCGUCGUCGUCGUCUCCCGCAGCUGGAUCGUUGGCGCCCCUCGGGUUGCACUCGUGCUCGGCACGCGCUCGUGCCACUACUACCGCGUUCGUCGUCGCCUUCUUCCAUAGCUGGCUCCGUUGCCGCUCAUCAUUCCAGCGUAGAAUUUCACUUCUCCUCUGUCGUCGUAAUGGGGAGGUCGCGUUUAUAGGGGUAUGACCCAUUCAUUGUCUUACGUGACGGACAGACUUAAUUUUGAAGCCAUUUCGAGGAAUCGCUGCCAACCACGCCGCCAAGCAAACUCGAGGCAUCGAAGGCAAGCGACGUCAGAAUGCGGGCAUACCGUCAGGGACGACGUUCUCUCCAUCGCAGCCGAAAGUGUGUGUAACCUCAUUAGGAAACACAAAGACUUAACCAAUAAUUGAGAAGUAUUUUAUGGACCGUCGGCAUUAACCCAGUGAUAAACACCGGGGCCGCACGUUUUAGCUUCGCUGGUUAACCAUCUGUACGGAGUGCUUGGGCGGCAAUAUUUAUGUUUGUAUAGCCUCGCGUUUACCAGAUUGAUUGAAAAACUUUACUGACUUGUGAAAAUCCUGCUCCGCUCCCCGGGAGUGCACUGUUGGAGUCCUUAGUCCAGGUCCCCAGCAGCCCUGGCCGUCUACAGCGCUCUACUAAUCAGCUGUUGUUGAUUAGUCGCAGAACGCAGAAAACUACUAAUCAAAUGUUGCUGAUUAGUAUCUAUAAGCAGCUGGUUAGUAGCUGUAAUCAUCUGUUGCUGAUUAGUACUAAUUAUUGUGAAUGCAUUAUAUGACUCAUUAUGCGGAAAACCCAGCGUAGGCGGCGUUUGAAUGACCAAACGAUGGUCGGAAAGGUCAAGGGAGCCCAUGUGAGCAAAUCGAGGCAGUUGAUGACGUCAAUUAAUGAAAAUUUAAUCAAGGCAAAGUGUAUUUAGGCAGUGUGAAUUAAGAUGAAUUUAAUUGAGGCACAGUUCAUUAAAAUGGAGUUAAUUAAGACACUCAAAAUCACGACCAUUAGUGGAAGUCGAACCCACUACGCUGGUGUUAAUUAAGGCAACGUUCAUUAAGGUCCAGUUAAUUAGCAUAUAGUUAAUUAAGGUGCUCGAACCCACGACCUUUGGUGGGAGUCGAACCCACGACAUUUGGUGUUAAUUAGGGAGAAAUUAAUCAAGACACAGGCAAUAAUUGUAAAGUGAAUUAAGGUACUUGAUUAAUUAUGAUAGAGUUAAUUACGGCACUCGAACCUACGACCAUUGGUGGGAGUCGAACCCAUUACCUUUGGUAUUAAGGCGAAGUUAAUUAAGGCACAGUUAAGAUAGAGUUAAUUAUGGUACUCGAAGCCUCGAACUUCGGUGGUCGCAAUGUCUUCGCAUUCAUCCAUGUAGGGAUAACCAAGUGCCCCUUCAAUUUUAAAUUAAUGAAUCAGUUAAGUAUUACUAAUCGUUGUUACUAAUCAGCAGACGUAACUGUCAGCAGGCGAAUCGGUUAGUUAACUAAUUAAUUAAUUAGUGCUCAUAGAUGUUCCUAAUGAGCAGUUGUAGCGGUCAGCAGGCCGAUCGGUGCACUCAUUUUAAAAUAGUAGGAAUAAAUCCAAGACACGUUCUGUCGAUAUAUACACUCUCUCAGCGCUUCAUUUCUGGAUAAAAGAAAUGAAGCUAGCACUACUUUCUUUCAUCAUAGUGUCGCGAAGAACGUAUGCCGCGGCCGACCUUGAGGAAUCCCGAAACGGGUUUGAACGAGUGUGUGCACGUGUAUAGCGCGGUCGCUCCACGCGCGGCUGUGCCGGGGGGGAAAGGUUCAUUAGGCAUGCCAAAUUUGUUGUUCACGGUCUAUUGUCGCAACCAUGUCUGCGUGGUCCCCAAAACUCUGUCCCCUAUUGGAGCACGACGGCUUGCCUGAUUGGCGAAUAGAGGCUUGCGUCUCCCACGGGUCCGCGGGCCCCUUGACUGCUGUAGAAACACAUUUAAGGAAGGGGUUUUGGGUCAUUUUGAGAGAGCAAGGACACAGCAGCCCACGGCGCCAC
Messenger RNA from Dermacentor silvarum, 7098 nucleotides. Its product is annotated as zinc finger BED domain-containing protein 4-like. The record is from RefSeq and is a predicted model, not a curated record. The coding region runs from base 1109 to 2905 and encodes 598 amino acids. Gene Ontology annotation, molecular function: protein dimerization activity. Lineage: Eukaryota; Metazoa; Arthropoda; Arachnida; Ixodida; Ixodidae. The transcript has 4 exons.